AUGGCCAGGGUCCAAUCCCCGGCGACACACAAGCCUCUGCUGGAGGCUUCCACACCUCCCCGUCUCUCGCCGACCAGGCCACAAAGUUCUCAAAGGUAUAUCUCAUUAUCUCGAGUUAGGGCUUUUGGUAGAUCUGUAUUGUCCGACUCUGGUCUAAAAACUGCAAACGUGUAUGGAUACAUGGAUUUGAUGCGCACUUCUUUGCUGCAUGCUUUUGCAUCUGUUAAUGGGGGCAUGAUUGGGACUUGCAUCAUGAAGGCUGCACAGUUUGGACCUUGGUCAGAUCUUCCUACCGAACUCCUGGGCCUUGUCCUAAAGCGCCUCGAUUCCCUAGCUGACCGUGUUCAUCUGAGAGCAGUCUGUCACCCAUGGCGCUCUAAUAGUAUGUUGCAGAAUCUUUCCCUCCCAUUCCCUUGGCUCACCCUCACCGAUGGAACCUUCCUCUGCAUCCCAAGCAGUGAGGUUCACCGCAUGCCUCUACCAGAUGGUGCUCGUUGGCACGGCUCCAUUGAUAACAGGCUAUUCCUCAUAAGCUGUGAUGGUGCGUGUUCAUUGCUAAACCCUUUUUCCAAGAGCACACUGGAGCUUCGUAAUCUUGCAAGUGUUUGGCAGCGCGAGAUAGAUAACCAUGCUGAAUAUACUCAUGAUCCAGUUUCCUAUAAGUUAGUGGCGCCCUCGCCUCUGGAAUCAUCACCCAAGUCCCUUGUUGCUGCGUUGUUCAUCGGCAAUUGUUAUUCUGUUGAUCUUUGUGUCGUUCAACCACCUGCCACCACUUACUCAUUCAGAGGUAUACGUACUGCACUGGGGGAGCCACCAACAUUAGUGGACCUUGCAUUCUUGGAUGGAAGGUUGUAUGUGGUAUCUGGAUUUUUCAAGCUUUUCGUCGUUGCUUUUGGUGAGAACCUUGGUACUUAUCCAAAGAUGAAAUGCGUAAUUGCCUCUGGUGGUGAUUGUGGAACGCCUCAAUACCUGUCUAAGAAGGUGCUUUAUGGACUCAGCCUGUAUUUAGUGGAAUGUGGUGGUAGGCUGCUGAUGGUGCAAAGAUUUACACACUCACAGGGUUUUGGGAAUUCUCACACUGUUGGAUUUAAUGUCCUUGAGGCAGACUUGCGCACUAACCCUGGUCAGUGGAGAACGGUGAGUGAUUUGGGUGGCCACGCACUCUUUCUUGGUAAGCAAAGCUCAAAGUCCCUGCCUGCUGCAGAAUGCAGUGGAUCCCAGGAGGACUGCAUCUACUUCAUCUGCGAUUAUCCUUGUCCAGAGUCUUAUGCAGAACCUCUUCGCGACACUGGCAUAUACAACGUGAGAAGUGGGAUGAUAAUGCCAUUGCAUUUAAGGAAUCCUGCAGUACCGCAACGCCAAGCUGGUCAGUGGGGCCUGACCUGGUUUCUUCCUUCUGAAGCUAUAUGA
Messenger RNA from Triticum turgidum subsp. durum (durum wheat), 1410 nucleotides. NCBI's taxonomy places the organism in Eukaryota, Viridiplantae, Streptophyta, Magnoliopsida, Poales, Poaceae. The record is from the annotation of a GenBank genome assembly.